Molecule: messenger RNA, 796 nt
Organism: Leptopilina boulardi
Lineage: Eukaryota; Metazoa; Arthropoda; Insecta; Hymenoptera; Figitidae
Exons: 4
Coding region: 105-704 (199 amino acids)
Source: RefSeq, a predicted model, not a curated record
UAAUAUAUAAAGAACAGAAAUUCAUGAAGUCUUCAUUGCUUUUGUUUUAACUAUACUUAAUGUUUAAAGAUUUACCAAUUUCGUAAAUAAUUGUUUUUAAAAACAUGAAGUAUUUGUUAGCAGUUCUGAUUCUUGCUGUCAGUAAUGGCUUGAGUAAAGAAGUAGAGAAAAAACCAUUCAAAAGUAUAACGCUUACUGAAUUGAAGGAGUUAUGCACAAAGCAGAAUAACAGUUAUGAUUCAUUAACUGAAGCCAAAAAUUUGGCAAAUCAACUUGAAUCUUUAAGUUGUAACGAUACUAAUAAGGAAAAAUUAAUUGAAAAUUUAGUUAAUGAAAUAUUGCCUUGUUUUGACAAUGAAACUAAGCCUAGCGACAAGGAAUUAAAAAUUAUUUAUCAAGACAUUUCAAAUAAAUUAUGCCAUUACAAAAAAUUAUAUGAAUUUAGAAUUGACUUGGAGAAAUGUAAUGAAAAUAAAAAUAACCCAGAUUGCAAACCUGAGUUGAAUAAUCUGAUGAAUAGGAUUAUAUUAGACAAAGACAUGCUCUUUUUUACACUGUCAAUGUCUCAUUUCGAAAAUGAAUGCUCCCCUUAUAGGAAUAUAUCUGCCUGUACAGCGGAGAAUAUAAUCAAGAAAUGUGAAUCUGAUGCUACUACCUUGAUAAAUUUAGCCAAAGAGUUUCUGGAUACCAUGAAUUGUGUUUAAAUUGGCUGAUCAAUCCAAUCGAUUUAUUCAAAAGAUUUAUAAUCUUUGUAUUUGAAAUCACGAAUGAAAAAUAAAAAUUUUAUAACCUAUAA